AUAUGUGGGAGUGCAAGCCGAACCAAAUCAGCCAAAAACCUGAAAAUACAAUCUUUACAAGGACUUUCAGUGUGCUAACCUUGAUUAUGAGCUUUUUAAUUGCAUUCAUGUAAAACCCCUGAUAUGGUGUUCUGAUGUAGCUGAUUAUUUAUAACUGUGGUUUACUAUCUAUCUGUGCUUUGACGUUCCUGCAUUGCCACUUUUGCCCACAUGUCACUUUGAGUCUUACACUGAAAUGUGGUCAGAAGUUGUCGUGUGAGAAACAUCCUUUUACAGAAGUAAGAACUUCCUGCUUCUUUAUCUAAAGUGAAAAAAAUGUUCAAAACACCAGGACAGACUCUACGCAGCAGCACCUAAUUCUUCCAUCUGUGAGGUAAGACACAACUUCAACCUGUGAACAGAUCUGAUCUAAUUAAUGGUGGCUAAACAGAUCAAUCAGCAUUUGAUUGUUUUAAACAACGACAAUGAGGAUGCAGCUCAGCAUGAAUGCGCCUGUUGUUCUGCUGUGGGGAAUAUUUUGUUUGUUUUCUACGGUGGCCAUGAGUGCUCCAACCACAGAAAACAACACGCACACAACCGGUGAACCCACCAAAACGACAAAGCAGCUCAGUGCAAAUGUUCGUAAUGUAACGGUAACUCAUCAAACUCACACGCCUGCAGAAGGUGGCGUUGCUGCGACAAAGGAAAUGGAAAUAGCAACCAUCACUAACAACAGCUCAGACGUCAGAUCUUCUGAUUUGGUUGUCACGAAGUCGGUAGCAGCAACUACAAGCAGCUUGGGGGGAGGUUUUUUUCAUAGCUCUGCUGCAGCGACCACAACUGAAGCAAAGUCUCCAAAGAGCACGGAAAUGUCAGAAACAGUCAAUCCAACAGAUGAUGAGCUACUUCAGCAAUCCACCACUUCUGCCAACAUAGUUACCCCUUCAGCAACUUCUGCAGCAUCUUUAGCAACAACUGUGCCUACAACUAAACCUGUCUCCACCACAAAGCCUGACGUUACAGAAACGUUUUAUCCCACGACCCCUUCUGAUAAUUCUACUUCGACGCCAGUCUCCACCCAAAACCAAAGCACUCCUUCAACUUCUGCUACAACCACAAAGGCAGAAAGCACCACCUCUGGCGUAGCACCUGUGUUUCACUCCACACAAGAGAAAUCCACCAAGAGAACUAAUCCUCCGUCUACUUCUUGGACUGUUUCUACCACAAGAAUCUACACCCACACAUCAGAGAAAGGAAUCACAAGAGGGUCCUCGACAGAGCCUCCAUCCACUGUUUUCUCCAUGAACACGACUGCCAACUCCACCUCUCCCGUGGGAAUUUUAAUACCUCUUGGACCCAAAACAUUUCCAACCCAUACAACUAAAUCAGCACCAACAAGUCCACCCAGCACUGAUUCCCAGCCCUGCUCCAGCCGCGGCGUGGUGAAGCACUGCCUCAUCGCCAUCGCCUCCCUAGCAGGGUUGGCCACCUUCUUUAUUGUCACCACCAUUACCCUCUGCACCAAGCUGUCAGCAAGGAAGUACAGGGUGAAGAGACCUCCGCAGGCCACUGAGAUGAUGUGCAUCUCCUCCUUGCUGCCUGAAAGGAACUACUCCUACACCAGGCAACGCAACCCAGUGAGCAACGGGGUGCUGGUGAUGCAUGCAGGCGGAGACAGUGAUGAGGAAGGAGGAGAUAAUCUCACGCUCAGCAGCUUUCUUCCAGACAAUGAUUAUUCGGUGUAGAUGGAUUCUUUUUUUUUUUUCAACACUUUUAAUAGACUGUAUUAAACAUGGACGUAAUCUCAGCGAUGUCAUUUCUGAAGAGGCGGUUUCAGGCCCGACGAUAGCGGUUGGCAUAUUGGAAAUGUUACCUCCAGCCAACUUUGAGUCAAUCUAGAAACAAGCAAAGACGUGGACCUUCAUUCUUCUGGCAAACACAUACAACGUGCCCACCUUUCAGUUGAAUUAGCCACGCCCCUUGUUAUGCAAAAAUGUUUGCAUCACUCUGGGCCUAAAUAUCAUUUCAGUUUUUACCAAUAAACGAAUGAGCUAGUGAGACCCAAACCGGUCCUUGAACCAGGCUGUAAAUAUGGGCUUUAAUAUGUUUUUUUUAGAGACCCACGAUGAGAACAGGGAUCAAAGAAUUUUUUUUAAACAUCCUGAGCUGGACCCUGAUGGUAUUUCACUCAGUGACAGGAGACAGGAAGGCCUUAUUCUGUCAGGGGGAUUGCUGCUCUUCAAAGACUCAGCUCAGUUUACAAGAGCUACUCUGCUAGCAUGGAGCCUUUUAUUGUAAAAACGCUGUAAUUUGAAUUUAACGUGAAUGGGUUUAUGUGUGGAGAUUACUUUUCUGUAUUGUGAUAAUUUAUUGACCUAUAAUGUCUUAUUUAAGGGUUUGCUUAGGCUUUAUUUAACAGGCUUGUAAUGGCUGUAAUUGCUUGCAACUCUAUCUAGAAGAACUUGGAAUGAGCUGAGUUUGUUUUGUUGGGUUAAAAGCAGCUGUGGAUUUCUGGAAUGUUUCCCUCAACAAACUUGCACUGCAACAUGAAUUGGGGUGUCAUUUCACUGAUAAGCAUUUCAUGAUCAGUAAUUAUUUACUCAUUUACUUGUUGAACAUGUUGUUGUUUUUUGCCAACUUUGCCAACGAUUAGAGCCAAGAUUCUUAGAAAAAGAAAAUAAUGUAAAUUGAGCUGUUACAUUAGGGGUAACCAUUGUUUUUUUUUCUGUGAUCCCUCAAGAAGAGAUUUUAAAUAAGAAAACGUUUUUGGAUAAUUCAAGCUCUUUUCACAGAUGCACUUCUGAAAACUUCUAAUGUUUUAAUUAGCCUUCACGUGUUCCUCACAGCUGGUAGUCUUCCCUGCAGAUAUCCAGGAUGGGGAACCAAACAACAAAAUUUGACAUGAAUAAAA
Messenger RNA from Labrus mixtus (cuckoo wrasse), 2890 nucleotides. RefSeq names its product selectin P ligand (gene selplg). Bases 465 to 1724 code for a protein of 419 amino acids. The transcript is spliced from 2 exons. NCBI's taxonomy places the organism in Eukaryota, Metazoa, Chordata, Actinopteri, Labriformes, Labridae. The record is from RefSeq and is a predicted model, not a curated record. Gene Ontology annotation, cellular component: plasma membrane. Gene Ontology annotation, biological process: leukocyte tethering or rolling; hemopoiesis.